Oryza sativa Japonica Group (Japanese rice) is the source of this 1325-nucleotide messenger RNA. The record is from RefSeq and is a predicted model, not a curated record. Lineage: Eukaryota; Viridiplantae; Streptophyta; Magnoliopsida; Poales; Poaceae.
CUCUCUCUUCCCUAGCAACAACAACUCAUUCCUCGCUUGCUGGCUGCUGCUCCGUCGCCUUUCCCAUCUCCAACCACCACUCCACUCCACCUCCUCCUCCUCCGCCGCUGCCGCCGCGCAGAUCCGCGGGCAAGGGGCUACGGUGCGGCGGCGCCGCCCUGCACCCCCACGCCGCCCUCCGCACCGCGCGCGCAUCCAGCAGUCGGAAGAGUUGGAGGAGGAGGGGAUGAAGGAUGUGGUGGGGAGCCCGGGGACAUGGAGCGGGAUGUCGCUGCGGGUGUCGCAAUGCGUCUUCGCCGGCGCCUCCGUCGUCGCCAUGGCCUCCGCCUACGGCUUCUCCAACUACACCGCCUUCUGCUACUUGAUUGCUUCCAUGGGUCUACAGCUUCUUUGGAGUUUUGGACUUGCUUGUCUGGAUAUCUAUUCAUUACAAACUAAAAGAGAUCUUCAUAACCCAGUGCUUGUAAGCCUGUUUGUUGUUGGUGAUUGGGUUACAGCGAUUCUUUCGUUUGCAGCAGCUUCUGCUUCUGCUGGUGUCACUAUUCUUUUUGAGAGAGACGUGCACUUCUGUAGGAUGUACCCGCAGCUUUCGUGUGGUCGUUACGAGCUUUCAGUUAUCUUGGCAUUCAUCACAUGGUCGUUCAUAGCUACAUCAGCUGUUUCCAUGUUUUGGUUACUAGCUUCGCUUUGAAUCGUAUCAUUAUCGCUGUCAUGUUGUGCUAACCAUCAGGAUUCCAUCAAAUGUACUCUGCUUGAGACAUUUAGAUUUUAGAUUUCUGUUAAUGAGGAAGCAUCCAAAUCAUUCUGAGUAGGUAUUAUCUGCUUGGCUCACCAAUCUUUGGUUUGGAAAGAGUUUAUUUGACAAAAGUCGGGCAGAUCAUGAGAACAGUAAUGGAGCCAAGUAAUGUUGUCACCUAGAAAUCUUCUGUAUUAAGGUCAAGGGUAUGUAUAUAGCAUCGAAAAUGAAGGGCCGUGUUGCACCUUCAUGUUUGGUGAAGUUCACUCUGACGAAAUUUGAAAGAGGUAUUGGCCAUAUCUCUUCCUGAGCCACACCAUACCGUAUGAGAUGGAGAAAAAUGGUGAUCACGUGAUGCAGGCUUGGAUAUGGAUUGUGCAAACUGUUCAAGUGUCAACUACUGAAAAAUUUUGGGUUUUGGAGAAUUAGAUGCGGUUUCAAAUGAAUUGCGUUCAGCACUCAGCAGAUUGGAAUUGGACUCUGAUUACUUGGUAACUUUUGCGGUGUAAUUUUAGUAUGAAUUUUUUGCGGCUCAUUUUUCGUCCUUGAUAAAUUCAGUUUGAAUACACAAAAUGUUGACACUUCAUUC